Melitaea cinxia (Glanville fritillary) is the source of this 2785-nucleotide messenger RNA. Its product is annotated as glutamate receptor 1-like. The transcript is spliced from 18 exons. Lineage: Eukaryota; Metazoa; Arthropoda; Insecta; Lepidoptera; Nymphalidae. The record is from RefSeq and is a predicted model, not a curated record. Gene Ontology annotation, biological process: modulation of chemical synaptic transmission; synaptic transmission, glutamatergic; monoatomic ion transport. The coding region runs from base 1 to 2673 and encodes 890 amino acids. Gene Ontology annotation, molecular function: glutamate-gated receptor activity; transmitter-gated monoatomic ion channel activity involved in regulation of postsynaptic membrane potential. Gene Ontology annotation, cellular component: postsynaptic membrane; plasma membrane.
AUGAGUGUUUUUCACGCUUUCGGUUUAUUAUUUUGCCUGGUUGGGGUGUUGUCGGCGCAGUCAUUUCCCGUCGAAAAGAUCGCUGUUGGCGCAAUAUUCGACCAGAACACGGAUGAAAUACAAAAUGUAUUCAAAUACGCAAUGACGGUACAUAAUCAGAAUAUUAGCAGCCGACGGUUGGAACUUCAGGCUUUCGUCGAUGUCAUUAACACCGCGGAUGCUUUCAAACUGUCACGACUUAUCUGCAAUCAAUUCGCUCGCGGCGUGUUCGCGAUGCUCGGCGCCGUGACUCCUGAAUCAUUUGACACUCUGCACUCCUAUACAAAUACCUUUCAGAUGCCAUUUGUCACUCCGUGGUUCCCAGAAAAGGUGAUACCACCGUCGUCUGGACUGAUUGAUCACGCUGUCAGCAUGCGACCUGACUAUCAUAGAGCAAUCGUCGAUACAAUAGUACAUUAUGGUUGGAAGGACAUUAUUUACAUCUACGAUUCUCAUGACGGUUUGCUUCGCCUGCAGCAACUGUACCAAACAAUGCAGCCAGGGAAAACGGCCUUCAAAAUAUCUCUAGUGAAACGUAUCUACAAUUCAUCAGACGCUAUGGACUUUCUAGUCGCUCUUGAACAGCACGAUCGUUGGAGUAACAAGCGGAUCGUACUGGAUUGCAAUGCAAGAAAUGCAAAAAGCAUAUUAGUAGAGCACGUCAGGAAAGUACAGCUUGGACGUAGAACCUACCACUACAUGCUGAGCGGUUUGGUUAUGGACGACCAUUGGGAGAACGAGGUAACUGAGUACGGAGCGGUCAACAUUACUGGGUUCCGUAUCGUGGAUCAUUCGAGAAAGAUUGUACGAGAUUUCACGGAAGGCCUUCGGAGGAUGGAUCCACGUUUCAAAGGAACGGUUUCGGCCCAAACCGCGCUAAUGUAUGAUGGAGUGCAAGUACUAAUGGACGCUCUGAGCCGUCUCUGGAAAAAGAAACCAGAUGCUUUUAGAAAUGCUCUCAGACGCGCGGCUACCCAGGCUAAUUCCACCAAGGUCAUUGACUGCAACCCCGGCAAAGGCUGGGUCGUGCCUUUCGAAUAUGGGGAUAAAAUAUCGAGAUUGAUCAAAAAGACGGAUAUAGAAGGUCUCACUGGGAAUAUAUCUUUUAACGAAGAGGGACAUCGCUGUAAUUUCACUCUGCAUGUCGUUGAGAUGACUGUCCAGAGUGCAAUGGUAAAGGUUGCAACAUGGACUGAUAAGCAAGGACUCACUCUUGUAACACCGAAAUAUAUUCAGCUUCAUUCGCCAGUAUCCUAUGACACUAACAAGACGUACAUUGUCACAAGCAUUAUUCAAGAACCUUUCAUGAUGGUCAAACCAGAAGAGUUUGGUCAAAGGGAGACUCAGUUCCACGGAUUCUGCAAAGAUAUUUCUGAUGUAAUUGCUGCGCGACUUGGCAUCAAAUAUGAGAUACGUAUCGUAAGAGAUGGAAAAUUUGGAAGUGAAGUAUCUGAUAAUAUCUGGACUGGACUCGUUGGAGAAGUGUACAGAAAGGAAGCUGAUUUUGCCAUAGCGCCUCUUGCAAUAACUGCUGAAAGGGAGAAUGCUGUAGACUUUAGCGAACCAUUCCUAUCGAUAGAAACACCGAUCAAGCACACCAAACAGCCCAAACAAUUAUCAGGAACCUUUAGUUUUCUACGACCUCUCUCUAAAGAGAUAUGGCUCUGCGUACUAUUUAGCUUCUUUGCUGUGAGCAUUGUGCUGUUCCUGGUGUCAAGGUUUUCACCGCACGAGUGGCGAUCUGUCUCUAUCACGGACACCCAUUUGGAACAGCCAAUAAGCAACACUAAUGAGAUAAUCUUGCACAACGAUUUCAGUAUUUGCAAUUCUAUCUGGUUUUCACUUGGAUCAUUCAUGCAACAGGGCAGCGAUGUUGUUCCAAGAUCAUUGUCCGGGAGGAUUGUCGGGACGGUUUGGUGGUUCUUUGCACUCGUUCUAGUGUGUUCCUAUACGGCGAAUUUGGCUGCCUAUCUCAUUGUCGAGAGAAUCUCAGUACCUGCUUUGCACUACGAAACAAGGGUUCAAACCGAAACGCAUUUUCAGAGCCAAGCUACGAAUAGCUUGAUUAAAGACGUCGAUGUAACUGACGGUCCCUAUAUUCAAAAUAGCGACAAUGACUGUUCUGUGUCACGAGCUUGUAGAUACAAGAUCAUUAAUUUCGGCAUAGCAACCGCCAAGGGAUCUCCGUUAAGGGAGGGUAUAAAUAUAGCGAUCGUCAACAUGAAGAAGGAUGGCGUCAUUUCUAAGUUAUGGAGGAAAUGGCUCUUGACUACAAAUAAACCCGACUGCGAUUUGGUCAAAGAUGAGGAAACAACAAUAACGGAAAUGACUUUAUCUCAAGUGGCCGGAAUAUUCUACGUCCUAGUUGGUGGAUUGGGAUUGGCACUAGGUGUCGCUUUACUGGAGUUCUGUCAACACGGACGCGCUGAAGCGGCGCGGUCUAAUGUUCCACUACGAGCGGCUUUACGUGCAAAGGCUAGGCUCGCGUCACAUGAGAGGAAAACUCCGCAGAGGACGCCUCAACGUGAUCAGGAUAGACUUGGAUGGAACGGAGCUGCUUUUACUGGGUAUUUCCCCGCGGGUACCCAAAUCUCCCAAGAAGACGCGGUCCACGCCAGCUUCACUCAUGUCUGAUCCGCGGAGAAGAGCGGCCACACUAUCCGUCGCUCUUCUGUCUGCAAACCAAAUAAUGUUGAUCUAUAUCAACUUUAAAUAAAUCAUAACCAUACAUUGCAGAUUUGUAUUA